Molecule: messenger RNA, 381 nt
Organism: Vicia villosa (hairy vetch)
Lineage: Eukaryota; Viridiplantae; Streptophyta; Magnoliopsida; Fabales; Fabaceae
Product: secreted RxLR effector protein 161-like
Exons: 2
Coding region: 1-381 (126 amino acids)
Source: RefSeq, a predicted model, not a curated record
AUGGACAAGAAAACAAGGUUUACGAGUAGGCCGAGCAAUGAGCACUGGAAAGCUAUUGAGCGAGUCAUGAGGUACCUUAAAAUGACCUUGGAUCUCGGCCUACAUUAUAAGAAAUUUCCUGAUGUACUAGAAGGGCAUAGCGAUGCAGAUUGGAACACCUUAUCGGAUGAUUCCAAAGCUACUAGUGGCUAUAUAUUUAGUAUAGCUGGGGGAGCAGUAUCGUGGAAAUCAAAGAAACAAACCAUGCUGGCUCAAUCUACAACGGAGUCUGAGAUGAUAGAACUAGCCAUAGCUAGUGAAGAAGCAAGUUGGUUAAGAUGCUUGCUAUAUGAGAUCCUGUUAUGGGAAAACCAAUGCCAGCUGUGUUAUCCACUGCGAUAG